UCUCUCUCUCCCUUCUUCCUCUCUAACAGUGGUAGUCAUGGUGACAGUCUCUUGAUGUCGGAAUGCUAAGUGAUGUUCCUGGUGACCUCUGUGGUUUCUACGGAGACUAGACGAUUGUGAGCAGAACUGCCAAGUCACAGGAAGAUGACAUCAAUGUCCCCUACCCACAGUGACAGCAGCGCCAGCUCGUCCAAACAUGACAGCCAUCAGGUGUGUGAGUGUGUGAGUGUGUGAGUGUGUGAGUGUGUGAGUGUAUGAGUGUAUGAGUGUAUGAGUGUAUGAGUGUAUGAGUGUAUGAGUGUAUGAGUGUAUGAGUGUAUGAGUGUAUGAGUGUAUGAGUGUAUGAGUGUGUGAGUGUGUGAGUGUGUGAGUGUGUGAGUGUGUGAAUGCGUGUGUAACCCCAUGAGUUUCUGUCUACAGGACAGCUGGGAGAUCAUUGAGGGCCUGAAGGGUAACCCUGGCAACAUCCAGGAGCCAGAGAAACAGGAGGGCUUCUUGCUCAAGAGGAGGAAAUGGCCCAUGAAAGGAUGGCAAAAGGUGGGUACUACAUGCCUUACCCCUGACCACCUGACAAGGUGGGCACCUCCCUUAAAGGUUGACUUUGGGCAAAAACUCUAAAAUAACGGCGUUAAACUGUGUAACUGAUUUUAUACAUCAUCAUACCAGGUCAUUUAAUGCUUAAUUUUUUUUUUAUAUAUGAAUAUUAUAUUUGGCUACAGAAGUAGCAUUUCUUACCGAUAUCUACAGCUUCUGUCCAAAAACAAAUCCUGUGAAAUGGCAUCAACACAUACUGGAAGAGUUACUGGCUAGCUACAGUGGCUAGCUUAGCUAACCAACUAGCUACGUCAGCUGGCUUUUUACUCCUUACCUCUCACUGCAGGUAAAUCUCAAGUGUCUUUCCUUGAAUCCUCCAAAUGCAUUAGAGGAGAAAAUCAGAGGAUCUUUUCAGACCUUCUCCUCUUACGGACUGAAGGAGAUGAGAAGAGGACGUGAGGAAUCAAGGAGAGACACUUGAGAGACACCCUGCCCCUCCCUUAACCCCUCAAUUAGGGCUGGCACAUGGAAAUGGGAGAAGUGUGCUACCCGACACGUACCUGGUGUUUAUCUAAAGCUCCGAUAAGACACUAGUUAUGUUGAGCUGGAGGUGACAUUUGAGUGGAGCAUUUGAAUGGAUAAUAUGUUAAUGUAAAAAACUUUUGUCCACAGCAGUAAUGCGUUAAGGUAGUUUGAAUUUGACAGACGGGCGGCUAAAACAGUUGCUAUUGUGUCUCUUGUUAUACAGAGAUACUUCUUGCUGGAAAAAGGCAUUCUGAAGUACUCAAAACGUGGAGCUGAUGUAAGUACCUAUUCAAAAGUAUGUCAGGCAGAUGCAUCACCCCCCCCUCCCCACACACACACACACAGAAUUUAGUUAAUGUACAGUAUGUGUCAUUGAAGUAGCAAGCAUUUGCUCAUUUAGUCAAUUAAACACACACACUGACCUUUACUUUUGUUUCCAGCUGAAGAAGGGCAAGCUGCAUGGCUGCAUUGAUGUGGGGCUGUCUGUCAUGUCAAUCAAGAAGAAAACCAAGGCCAUCGAUCUGGACACCAACAACAACAUUUAUCACCUCAAGGUGUCUCUCUCUGUCUCUCUCUGUUUUACGCUCUCUCUCUCUCUCUCUCCUACUUGAAUGACAUCACAUCUCGCUGUUCUAUAGGUGAAGUCUGAGAAGUCUCAGGAAGUGAAGUCACAGCAGCUGUUUGAUGAUUGGGUGUCGAAGCUGCGACAUCACCGCGUCUUCCGUCAGAACGAGAUUGCGAUGUACCCCCACGAGAGGCUUCUGUUCCACCCCUCCUCACACCUCUCUCCCAACCUCAACGACUCCAUGAGACAGGUACGGGUCUCCCUAGACACUGAUCUAUGAUCCGUUUUGGCUAAUGUUAGGAUUUUGGGGAUUGUAAGCUGAUCCUACAUCUGUGCCUAAGAGCAACCUCUUCCUGGAGCUUUUAAACUGACCAAUCAUCAUUUCAUUAUUGUACUGUAUAGCGUAUUUGAUAGGAAUCUGUAUGCAUAUUCCAACUCCUUGUCUUUCUCUCCACUCCUCUCUCGAUCUCCUUCUCGCCACCCCUCUCUCGAUCUCCCUCUCUCCACUCCUUUCUGGAUCUCUCUCUGUCCUCUAUCUCUCGAUCUAUCCCUCCCCCCUCCAUCUCAUAGUGCCGCUCCAGUCUGGCUAAGCAGGCGUCUGUUGUCCAGCAGGCUAAGGUCUCUGCCUGGCUCCACUCCUCAGAAGACAUGGAUAGGUGCUGCAGAGGUAUGGAGGUGAAACCUCUCACCUGUCUGCCAUACUUAUUCUGAUGGACCUCGCCGUACUUGCUGGAACUCUAUACCAUACAUAGGGCACUACUUUUGACCAGGGGUCCAUAGGGCACUACUUUUGAUCAGGGGUCCAUAGGGCACUACUUUUGACCAGGGGUCCAUAGGGCACUAUAUAGUGAAUAGGUUGCCAUUUGGGACACAGCCUUAAGGCGUCAGCAUGCUUCAUUUCGGCUGGCGGCUAGCCGAAGUCGGCUCGCAUACUCUGUUACAAUCCAUACUAUUGACCAAUCACUGACGAAGUGAUUGGUCAAUCACUUCGGCUACCAACUUCAGCUUGGCUUAAGAAAAAUAUUUGUGUGCCCAAAAAAGGAAAAAAUUAUCCUUACCAAAGUCCAAAGCGAACACAAACGUCACAAAAUGUCGUCAUAAUAUAUGCACAAACUCUUCCAAACUGGGACGCAUGCAGACGCCUUUACUGUCUCUACAUUGAUCCUCCCUCAACUUCUGCCAUUCAUACAUCUGUCAUCCUUCUCUCUCAGAUUUAGAGGAGUGUGAGUCUUACCUGUUGGAACUCAACCUGUUGCUGAAGAGUAUGGAGGUUCUCCACCGCACUUACUCUGCCCCCUCCAUCAGCCUCAUGGUAACACAUCACCUUUGUCCUUUAACCUAUAACUCUAACCUUGGCCCAGUACACACAGUUCUCGGCCCGUUUAACCUACAACCCUAACCCUGACCUACACUACACUUACUCUGCCCCACCAUCAGCCUCAUGGUAACACAUAACCUUUAACCUAUAACCCUGACCUACACUACACUUACUCUGCCCCACCAUCAGCCUCAUGGUAACACAUAACCUUUGCCCUUUAACCUAUAACCCUAACCUUGACCCUAACCUUGACCCAGUACACAUACUGUAGUCAGCCCCUUUAAUUUCAGUUUUUGACAAAACAAGCAAUGUAUAAUGUAGAGAAUCAUUGUACCAUCUAAACCGCUGUGAAAUAUAUUUCCAAUAACCAAAAAUAUUGUAUUUUCAGCUGUUUGAAGCUGGUGUAGAAAACCGAACGUAAAAGACGCAAAAACUAAACUUAAGAACGGGAAGCAUAGAAAUAGCGCACAUAGAACAGGUCUACCGCUUCUUAGACUUGCUUUCCAUGAGUGACAGAUCUAUAACUCACAUUUCUAUGUGAAUUUGGUCGGUCGCCCAAAAAGUUACAUAUUUCAGCUUUAAGCUAUAACCCUGAACUACACUACACUUACCCUGCCAUCAGCCUCAUGGUAACACAACCUAUAACCCUGACCUACACCACACUUACCCUGCCAUCAGCCUCAUGGUAACACAACCUAUAACCCUGACCUACACCACACUUACCCUGCCAUCAGCCUCAUGGUAACACAACCUAUAACCCUGACCUACACCACAAUUACCCUGCCAUCAGCCUCAUGGUAACACAACCUAUAACCCUGACCCACACCACACUUACCCUGCCAUCAGCCUCAUGGUAACACAACCUAUAACCCUGACCUACACUACACUUACCCUGCCAUCAGCCUCAUGGUAACACAACCUAUAACCCUGACCUACACCACACUUACCCUGCCAUCAGCCUCAUGGUAACACAACCUAUAACCCUGACCUACACCACACUUACCCUGCCAUCAGCCUCAUGGUAACACAACCUAUAACCCUGACCUACACCACACUUACCCUGCCAUCAGCCUCAUGGUAACACAACCUAUAACCCUGACCUACACUACACUUACCCUGCCAUCAGCCUCAUGGUAACACAACCUUUAACCCUGACCUACACUUACUCUGCCCCCACCAUCAGUCUCAUGGUAACAUGACCUAUAACCCUGACCUACACCACACUUACCCUGCCAUCAGCCUCAUGGUAACAUGACCUAUAACCCUGACCUACACUUACUCUGCCCCCACCAUCAGCCUCAUGGUAACAUGACCUAUAACCCUGACCUACACUUACUCUGCCCCCACCAUCAGCCUCAUGGUAACAUGACCUAUAACCAUGACCUACACUUACUCUGCCCCCGCCAUCAGCCUCAUAGUAACACGACCUAUAACCCUGACCUACACUACACUUCCUCUUACUCUGCCCCUGCUAUCAGUACACUGCAGGUAUGCACACCUCAACUAACCCCAAGACUAUAACCCUAACCUCUACGUUUUCUCUCUAUGGUAACAGUUGUCUGUCCCUUCCCUCGCUCUGUCUCUCUCUCUGGGACAUCAGGCCUCAACAUACGACAUUCCCAAGAAGGAGAAGAAGGGUCCCAGGAAGUGGCGUUCAAAAAAUUACAACAAAGAUGCCAAAAAAGAUAUCAUAGCCACACUACAGGUACACACUGUUUUACUUUCUCUCAAAGCAGUACCUGCUACCGGUCAUUGUCACACCUACGACCACUUGAGAGAAGUGUUGCAUUGACUACUACUACUGUACUACUGUCUCAUGGAGUUUUUAAUACUGUGGCAGGAUAUACACAAAAUCAAAUCAAAUUGUAUUUGUCACAUACACGUGUUUAGCAGAUGUUAUUGCGGGUGUAGCGAAAUGCUUGUGCUUCUAGCUCCGACAGUGCAGUAAUAUCUAACAAGUAAUAUCUAACAAUUUCACAACAUUAAGAAUAUAUACACUACCGUUCAAAAGUUUGGGGUCACUUAGAAAUGUCCUUGUUUUCCAUGAAAACAAACAUGAAAUGAGUUUGAAUAGGAAAUAUAGCAAAAUGAAUAGGAAAUGUAGUCAUUAACAAGGUUAGAAAUUAUGAUUACAUUUUUUUUUUAAAUAAUAAUUGUCCUUCAAACUUUGCUUUCGUCAAAGAAUCCUCAAUUUGCAGCAAUUACAGCCUUGCAGACCUUUGGCAUUCUAGUUGUCAAUUUGUUGAGGUAAUCUGAAGAGAUUUCACCCCAUGCUUCCUGAUGCACCUCCCACAAGUUGGAUUGGCUUGAUGGGCACGUACCAUACGGUCAAGCUGCUCCCACAACAGCUCAACAGGGUUGAGAUCCGGUGACUGUGCUGGCCUCUCCAUUAUAGACAAUACCAGCUGACUGCUUCUACCCUAAAUAGUUAUUGCAUGGUUUGGAGCUGUGCUUUGGGUCAUUGUCCUGUUGUAGGAGGAAAUUGGCUCCAAUCAAGCACUGUCCACAGGGUAUGGCAUGGCGUUGCAAAAUGGAGUGAUAGCCUUCCUUCUUCAAUCUCCCACUUUACCACCACCAAAGCACCCCCAGACCAUCACAUUGCCUCCACCAUGCUUGACAGAUGACAUCAAGCACUCCUCCAGCAUCUUUUCAUUUGGUCUGCGUCUCACAAAUGUUAUUUAUUGUGAUCCGAACACCUCAAACUUCGAUUCGUCUGUCCAUAACACUUUUUUCCUAUCUUCCUCUGUCCAGUUUCUGUGUUCUUUUGCCCAUCUUAAUUUUUUUUUUUUAUUGGCCAGUCUGAGAUAUGGCUUUUUCUUUGUAACUCUGCCUAGAAGGUCAGCAUCCCGGAGUCGCCUCUUCAGUGUUGACGUUGAGACUGGUGUUUUGCGGGUACUAUUUAAUGAAGCUGCCACUUGAGGACCUGUGAGGCGUCGGUUUAUCAAACUAGACACUAUAAUGUAUUUGUCCUCUUGCUCAGUUGUGCACCGGGACCUCCCACUCCUCUUUCUAUUCUGGUAAUAGCCAGUUUGCGCUGUUCUGUGAAGGGAGUAGUACACAGCGUUGUACGAGAUCUUCAGUUUCUUGGCAAUUUAGCGCAUGGAAUAGCCUUCAUUUCUCAGAACAAGAAUAGACUGAUGAGUUUCAGAAGAAAGUUAUUUGUUUCUGCCCAUUUUGAGCCUGUAAUCGAACCCACAAUUGCUGAUGCUCCAGAUACUCAACUAGUCUCAAGAAGGCCAGUUUUACUGCUUCUUUAAUUAGCACAACAGUUUUCAGCUGUGCUAACAUAAUUGCAAAAGGGUUUUCUAAUGAUCAAUUAGCCUUUUUAAAAUGAUAAACUUGGAUUAGCAAACAAAACGUACCAUUGGAACACAUGACUGAUGGUUGCUGAUAAUGGGCAUCUGUACACCUAUGUAGAUAUUCCAUUAAAAAUCAGCCGUUUCUAGCUACAAUGGCCAUUUACAACAUUAACAACAAUGUCUACACUGUAUUUCUGAUCAAUUUGAUGUUAUUUUAAUGGACAAAAAAAUGGCUUUUCUUUCGAAAACAAGGACAUUUCUAAGUGACCCCAAACUUUUGAACGGUAGUGUACAUAUAUGGACGAGCAAUUUCAGAGCGGCAUGGACUAAGAUACUGUAGAAUAUUAUAGAAUACAGUAUAUACAUAUGAGAUGAGUAAUGCAAGAUAUGUAAACAUUAUUAAAGUGACUAGUGUUCCAUUUCUAAAAGUGGCCAGUGAUUUCAAUAGGCAGCAACAGUCUCUAAUGUGCUAGUGAUGGCUAUUUAACAGUCUGAUGGCCUUGAGAUAGAAGUAGUUUUUCAGUCUCUCGGUCCCAGCUUUGAUGCACCUGUACUGACCUUGCCUUCUGGAUGAUAGCGGGGUGAACAGGCAGUGGCUCGGGUGGCUGAUGUCCUUGAUGAUCUUUUUGGCCUUCCUGUGACAUCGGGUGCUGUAGGUGUCCUGAAGGGCGGGUAGUUUGCCCCCGGUAAUGCGUUCGGCAGACCGCACCACCCUCUGGAGAGCCCUGCGGUUGCGGGCGGUGCAGUUGCCGUACCAGGCGGUGAUACAGCCCGACAGGAUGCUCUCAAUUGUGCAUCUGUAAAAGUUUGUGAGGAUUUUAGGUGCCAAGCCAAAUUUCUUCAGCCUCCUUAGGUUGAAGAGGCUCUGUUGCACCUUCUUCACCACACUGUCUGCGUGGGUGGACCAUUUCAGUUUGUCGGUGAUGUGUACGCCAAGGAACUUGAAGCUUUCCACCUUCUCCACUGCGGGCCCGUCGAUGUGGAUAGGGGGGUGCACCCUCUCCUUUGUUUUGUUGACGUUGAGUGAGAGGUUAUUUUCCUGGCACCACAUUCCCAGAGCCCUCACCUCCUCCCUGUAGGCUGUCUCGUCAUUGUUGGAAAAUGACGAGACAGCCUACAUACAAAGUAUGUGGACACCCCUUCAAAUGAGUGGAUUCGGCUAUUUCAGCCACACCCAUUAUUGACAGGUAUAUAAAAUCGAGUACACUACCAUGCAAUCUCCAUAGACAAACAUUUGCAGUAGAAUGGCCUUUCUGAAGUGCUCAGUGACUUUCAACGUGGUCACCUUUCCAACAAGUCAGUCAAAUGUCUGCCCUGCUGAGCUGCCCCGGGCAACUAAGUGCUGUUAUUGUGAAGUGGAAACAUCUAGGAGCAACAACGGCUCAGCCGCGAAGUGGUAGGCCACACAAGCUCACAGAACGGGACCGCCGAGUGCGUAGCGCGUAAAAAUCAUCUGUCCUCAGUUGUAACACUCUCUACCGAGUUCCAAACUGCCUCUGGAGCAACGUCAGCACAAUAACUGUUUGUCGGGAGCUACAUGAAAUGGGUUUCCAUAGCCGAGCAGCCGCACACAAGCCUAUGAUCACCAUGCGCAAUGCCAAGCGUCGGCUGGAGUGGUGUAAAGCUCGCCGCCAUUGGACUCUGGAGCAGUAGAAACGUGUUCUCUGGAGUGUUGAAACACGCUUCUCCAUCUGGCAGUCCGACGGACAAAUCUGGGUUUGGCGGAUGCCAGGAGAACGCUACCUGCCCCAAUGCAGGUGGAGGAGGAAUAAUGGUCUGGGGUUGUUUUUCAUGGUUUGGGCUAGGCCCCUUAGUUCCAGUGAAGGGAAAUCUUAACGUUACAGCCUACAAUGACAUUCUAGACGAUUCUGUGCUUCCAACUUUGUGGCAACAGUUUGGGAAAGACCCUUUCCUGUUUCAGCAUGACAAUGCCCCGUGCACAAAGCGAGGUCCAUACAGAAAUGGUUUGUCGAGAUCGGUGUGGAAGAACUUGACUGGCCUGUACAGAGACAUGACCUCAACCCCAUCGAACACCUUUGGGAUGAAUUGGAACGCAGACUGCGAGCCAGGCCUAAUCACCCAACAUCAGUGCCCGACCUCACUAAUGCUCCUGUGGCUGAAUGGAAGCAGGCUUUUAUAGGGGGGACCAACUCCAUACUAAUGCCCAUGAUUUUGGAACGAGAUGUUCUAUGAGCAGGUGUCAACAUACUUUUGGUCAAGGAGUGUGUGUGUAUUCUACGAGUGUUACAUAGGCCUGCAAUUUUAUGUACAUGUUGAGUACAAAUACGUAGGGGAGUGUACUUGACAACUGUUGUUUAAAGAAGUAUUCUGUGUUCAGUGUGACACCAAAUGAAUGCCCCACCUGUAAUUGUCUUUAACCCUGAUUUCUCUCUUUUCUUCCACCAGGUUCCUGGCUGUGUCUCACCACCUGCCUCUCCUCAUCUCCAUACCUCCCAUCCAAACCUCUCUACUGCUGAAGCCAACAUCCAGGAGGCCUUUGCCUUCCUGGAAUCCCCAGACUCACCUACUGAUGCCAACCGCCUCCAGGAGGACUUCUGCAGGCUGGCUAACAACAGUGAGUCCCUGGUUUCAGAUCACACUCCUGGUUCAAUAUAGGUAUUUUACAGUUCCCAGAGGAAGGCUGGGUAUAGUGGUUAAAACUCUGUCACUCACUCACUAUCACACACACAACCCUCUCCAUCCCUCCCCCACACAAUCCUCUCUGUCUCCCUCUCUAGUUCACUCCACUCUGCGGUCAGCCUACAGUUCUCUAUCAGCAGAGAGGGACAGAGUGAGACACACUAUUGACCUGAAGGCCCCUCCUCCAGCACAGGUCAUGGGCCUCAAGACCGGCUAUGGCUCGGUGAGUAAGGUGUGAGAGUGUGCAUGUGCUGUUUUCCACAAUAUUGCACAUAUCAUUGUAUUGUAAAAUGUAUUAUCAAGUUGAUUUCAAGAGAUGGUGUUUAUAUACCAAACAUGCCAUUGGGACUGACCUAAACCUCCGCUGCCAAUCAACAUCUUCUACCAAUCAGGAUCUCCCAGAUGGAUCCCGCCCCCUUGUCCACCAGGUGUCCAAUGAGAGUCGAGCGUCCAUCCCUGAGUCCAUGUCAGAGUUCUUUGAUGCUCAGGAGUACCAACUGACCUCCAGCUCCUCUGAGAACGAGGUGAGCCCUAACCACAGAUCUGGGAGAAGAUUACCCAACCCCAAUGCCAACCAUAACCAUUAGGGAGAUUAACAAUAAUCUGACCCUGAAUCAGUUUAAAUACGUUUUCUGUCUCCAGGCCUCCGAUGAUGACUCAUAUAUCAGCGAUGUCAGCGACAGCGUUUCCAUGGACAAUGGCUACAGCAACGAGGGAGGACGCGAGAGACAUGACUCAGGUAUCCCGUCUGUGUGUGCGGGUUUGUAUGAGUAUUUGUAUGACGAGCAUAACAAUUUGUAUGAGUGAGCAAAUGUCUGUCCAGUUUCCUAUGUACAUCCAUUUUAAGACCAGCACCUCUACCCCGUUUCUCUCCCCCAGCAGGCUCAGGAGGAAGUGGUGUUCAGGUGGCCCGCAGGCGGACUACCCUCCCCUCCCCCCAGCCCAGCAGCAGCAGUGUCAGUCUAUGGAACAUCCUCAAGAACAACAUAGGGAAGGACCUGUCCAAGGUAGCCAUGCCUGUUCAGCUCAAUGAGCCUCUCAACACACUACAGAGGCUGUGUGAGGAGGUGGAGUACUCCGAGCUGCUGGAUACAGCCAACAACACACAGGACCCGUACCAGAGAAUGGUGAGGGUAUAAGAUGCCAGUACACAUGCACGCGCAAACAUGAUGCACGCAUGCGCGCACACACACACACGCACAGUCCAUAGCAGCGCAUGGUGAGAGAAUUGAAACAUACUCGCUCCAUGAUUCUUAUGAUGCAUUGUGAGAACCCACACACCCUCGCAACCUCUACCUACACAUGGUGAGUAACACACCUCUUUCUUUCUCUCUCCCUCACUGUGUCUCCUGUGCAGGUGUAUGUGGCGACGUUUGCGGUGUCUGCGUACGCCUCCAGUUACCACCGGGCAGGAAGUAAACCCUUUAACCCCAUCCUGGGAGAGACAUACGAGUGUGACAGACCUGACAAGGGCUUCCGGUUCAUAGCAGAACAGGUAAACAGGAACAAGUUAACGUCACUCGCAUACAGUAAACCAAGAAUCACUGGGCUAAUUCAUUUUCUGUGUUCCAAAUUACACCCUAUUCCCAUUCAGUCUACAACCUUUGACCAGGGCCCAUAGUGAUCUGGUCAAAAUGAAUGCACUAUAUAGGGUUCUAUUUGGGACACAACCAUUGUGUAGGAUGACUGAACUCUCAUAACAUUGUCAGUAACUUUGUACCCCCUGUCCUUCUCAGGUGAGCCAUCACCCACCUGUGUCAGCAUGUCACUGUGACUCUAAGAACUUCACUUUUUGGCAAGGUAAACAUAUCACCACCUUUCUAUUUGGGAUUGUUAUUGUGAGGGUUACCCACCCCACCGACCUACUUACACCUGUCUGUCUCCUGUCUCGCUGCCUCCUGUCUGUCUCGCUGCCUCCUGUCUGUCUCGCUGUCUCGCUGUCUGUCUCCUGUCUGUCUCUCAGAUGUCCAGUGGAAGAAUAAGUUCUGGGGGAAAUCCAUGGAGAUUGUUCGCAUGGGAACCACUCAUGUGACCCUGCCAGCGUGAGUCUCUUUGAUCUAUAGAAUUUGUGUGUGGGCCGUGUGCACACCAGUGGAGGCUGCUGAGGGGAAGACGGCUCAUAAUAAUGUCUAGAAUGGAGUCAAUGGAAUGGCAUCAAAGAUGUGGUUUCCAUGUGGUUGACACCAUUCCAUUAAUGACUCCAUUCCAGCCAUUAUUAUGAGCCGUCCCCCCCUCAGCAGCCUCCACUGGUGCGGACGUGUGUGUGUGCAUCUAAGAACUGCUUUCAUGCAAAAGAGAGUGUGGCAGUGUUUACAGGUCUGGUGUCAUGUGAAAGGGGUGUGUGACAGGUCUGGUGUCAUGUGAAAGGGGUGUGUGACAGGUCUGGUGUCAUGUGAAAGAGGGGUGUGACAGGUCUGGUGUCAUGUGAAAGGGGUGUGUGACAGGUCUGGUGUCAUGUGAAAGAGGGGUGUGACAGGUCUGGUGUCAUGUGAAAGGGGUGUGUAACAGGUCUGGUGUCAUGUGAAAGAGAGGUGUGACAGGUCUGGUGUCAUAUGAAAGAGGGGUGGGUGUUGUCAUGUGAAAGGGGUGUGUGACAGGUGUGUUUGUCAUCCUCAGGUUUGGGGACCACUAUGAGUGGAACAAGGUAACUUCCUGCAUCCACAACAUCCUGAGUGGCCAGCGCUGGAUAGAACACUACGGAGAGAUGUCAAUCAAAAACACCAGCAGUGAUGCCUGCCAGUGUAAAGUGACCUUCAUCAAGGUGAGGAGAGGGACUAUAUACAGUGAAGACCAUACCUGUGUGCACAGCUACACUAAGUGUGUGUCCCAAAUGGAACCCUAUUUCUUAUAUAAUGUACUACUCCCCAUAGGGCUCUGGCCAAAAGUACUGCACUAUAUAGGGAAUAGGGUGUUAUUUGAGACGUUGCCUAACAUGUCAAUUGGACAACACAUAUGAACCCUUAGGCACUCGGUGGAGGUUUAUCUGAGGGUAUUAUCAAGUGUAACAGCACCAUCUGCUGGGGGAUGGGAGGAACAACAUCCUGGAUACUAUUUUCUUGGAAAACUGAUGAGUGGUGGAUGGAUUCAUGUGUUGGGUAUAGAAUUGUAGGAAUUUAUAUUAAAUCAUUUAUAACAUGAUUAACAGGGUUUGAUGGGUUUCCGAUUGUGACAUGACAUUGUUUUUGUGUCCUUGGUUUGUUAAUACAUUUGUUUAUUAUUAAUACGUUUUGCGUAUUUAAUCCGCAGGCGAGAUCGUGGAGCUCAACAGUUAACGAGAUAGAGGGAGUGCUCACGGACACAGGGGGGCGUGUCAUCCACUCCUUCUUUGGCAAAUGGCAUGAGGGCGUGUACCAAGGAUACCCACCUUCUGCUAUCUGCAUCUGGAGAGCAAGUGAGUGACUGGCUCUUUGGACUGUCCGUCAAAACUCAAUUCUACAGUAAAUAUUAUAGCUUGAUAUGUUGUGCUUUGCCAGAAGAGUAGUAAAAAAUGUGUUUGUGUAAUUUAAUAAUAAAAGUGUGUGUGUAGACCCCAUGCCUGUGGACCAGGACCAGUACUAUGGCUUCACUCAGUUUGCUGUGGAGCUGAAUGAGCUUGACGCUGCCCUGAAGCCCCUCCUACCCCCCACAGACACACGCUUCCGUCUCGACCAGAGGUACAACACACCCUCGGGAUUCUCUCUCUCUCUCUCUCUCACACACACACACACUCACACACUCUUCUCACACACCACACGCCACACACUCUCUCUCUCGUCUCACACACACACAACACCUCACACCUCUCUCUCUCUCUCUAAACACACACACACACUACUCACUCUCUCUCUCCCCUCACACACACCAACACUCUCCCUCUUUUCUCUCACACCACACACACACGCUCACCCACUCUCUCUCCCCUCUCACACACACACACACGCUCACACCACUCUCUCUCUCUCUCACACACAACACACAUCACACUCUCUCUCUCUCUCUCUCUCACACACACACACACACACUCACACACUCUCUCUCUCUCUCACCCCACACACACACGUCUCACACACACACCCCCUCACUCUCUCUCUCUCUCUCACAAAACACACACGCUCACACACUCUCUCUCUCUCUCUCACCCCCCACACAACACAACGUCACACACUCUUCUCUCUCUCUCUCACAAAAACCACCACGCUCCCCACACACACACUCUCUCCUCUCUCUCAUCUCUCUCACACACACACACCUCACACACUCUCACUCUCCCCUCUUUUCACACACACACACGCUCACACACUCUCUCUCUCUCACACACACACACACGCUCACACACACACACUCUCUCUCACACACACACACGCUCACACACACUCUCUCUCUCUCACACACACACACUCACACACUCUCUCUCUCUCUCUCUCUUCUCCCUCUCACUCACUCACUCCACUUCUCUCCCCACACUCUCCCUCACUCACUUCUCUCUCUCUUCCACUCACUCCGUCACUUCUCUCACUCUCUCCGCUACCACCUCCCUCUCACUCUCUCAAUCUCUCACACUUCCACUCUCUCACUCACUCUCUCAAACUACUCUCACUCUCUCUCUCACUCACUCACACCCACUCAACUCACCCACUCACACUCUCUCUCUCUCUACUACACGCACACCCCCGCUCCCACACCCCGCUCUCUCUACUUCCCCACACACCAUCACCCCCUCUAACUCUCUCUCUCUCUCUCACACACACACACACGCUCACACUCUCUCUCUCUCUCUCACACACACACGCUCACACACUCUCUCUCUCUCUCUCUCACACACACACGCUCACACACUCUCUCUCUCUCUCUCUCUCUCACACACACACGCUCACACACUCUCUCUCUCUCUCUCUCUCACACACACACACCUCACACUCUCUCUCUCUCUCUCACACACACACACGCUCACACACUCUCUCUCUCUCUCUCACACACACACACGCUCACACACUCUCUCUCUCUCUCUCACACACACACGCUCACACACUCUCUCUCUCGCUCUCUCUCAGAUGUUUGGAAGAAGGGAACAUUGAGGGGGCUGAGGAGCAGAAACGGAGGAUAGAGCAGCUCCAGAGAGAGAGGAGGAAAGUUCUGGAGGAGAACAACGUGACACACAAACCACGCUUCUUCAAGUACGCAACCGUGUGUCUCUUUCUGUCUAACUUUAGCAGACAAGGGAGUUCAUUGCUCACACUUUUAGCCUCAAACACAGAACAAGUCAGUCUUGCUUCUUAGCUGCUCAGUAUCCUAUACAAUAUCGAAAACGUGUGACGGAAUGGCACCUGUCUGUGUCUGUCUAUAUAACUUACCACACUCUCACUGGUCUGUCAUGUGCAUAACACUCCAUUAGCCUCACUGUCUGACUGGUCAAAACAACACUAUUAACAGUUGUUCUCAGUGGAUUUAUGAGAUCUCACAGUUUUCCUUUUUAGGUUGUACUGGGGGUUAUACAGUUAGCAUUUUUACAAUUUAGUCAUUUACCAGACACUCUUAUCCAGAGCAACUUACAGGAGCAAUUAGGGUUAAGUGCCUUGCUCAAGGGCACAUCGACUGAUUUUUAACUUAGUCGUCUCAGGAAUUCGAACCAACAACCUUUCGGUUAUUGGCCCAAUGUUCUUAACCGCUAGGCUACCUGCCUCCCUGGGUGUGGUAUGAAGUAUGUGACUAUUGUUUUGUUUAUUUAUCAGGAAAUCAAAGGAUGACACGUGGCUGAGCUCCAAUAUAUACUGGGAGCAGCGGAAGAACCCCGGGUUCAGCAGAGAGGACUUCCCUGUGCUGUGGUGACCUCUGACCUUACCUAUAACCCUGUGACCCCACGGGAGCACAGAUCUAGGGUCAGAUUAUUCUCACCCACAACAAACCUUAACCAAUACAGGGAAAACUAAAAACUGACCUUAGGUCAGCACUUGGAGACAACACUCUGACCCGGUGACUAUGGACCGCCGAGUGUCAGGGCCCACGGCUGAAUAUGGGCUUCCUGCUUCUGUAGGCGGAGACGGAGCUAACCUAA
This is a messenger RNA of Coregonus sp. 'balchen', 14912 nucleotides long. The record is from the annotation of a GenBank genome assembly. Lineage: Eukaryota; Metazoa; Chordata; Actinopteri; Salmoniformes; Salmonidae.